AUGCAUAAAGCAAACUCACAUCAAGUCAUUGCUUUUGAUCGACUCAAUCAAACUUUCAGGGUAAUGGAAACUGUCAAUCACAACGAGGGUCGACCAAUGGGUCGAUUUCUGCUCAAGUUGGGUGAAAGCUGCUGUGAUUGUGGAGAAUUUCAAGCUUUACAUUUGCCUUGUUCGCAUGUUAUUGCUGCAUGCUCCCAUGCUGCACAAGCUUAUCAAGUUCAUAUACAUGACGUGUACAAAGUUGCAAGUGUAUUUUGUGUAUACAAUAACACCUUCCCGGGAAUUCAAGACCAAUCAUAUUGGCCCCAAUAUUAUGGCCGUCGACUUUGCCCCGACCCAGCAAUGAAAAGAUGUAAGAGAGGUCGUCCGAAAAGUACGCGCAUUAGGACGGAAAUGGACGACGAGAUCGAAACUUUGAAUAAGUGUGCUUUAUGUAGGGUGUCGGGCCAUGAUCGUAGGAAUUGUCCAAAUUCCAAUUAA
Molecule: messenger RNA, 480 nt
Organism: Trifolium pratense (red clover)
Lineage: Eukaryota; Viridiplantae; Streptophyta; Magnoliopsida; Fabales; Fabaceae
Exons: 1
Coding region: 1-480 (159 amino acids)
Molecular function (GO): zinc ion binding
Source: RefSeq, a predicted model, not a curated record